AUGUCGACACCAGAGGGCCAUCGGGGAGAAGAAUCGCAUUUUUUAAGGAGAUUUCUCACUAUCGCAGGCGCUUCGCUUCGAGUGGCAGGCCGACCUUUCCUCCAGAGGGUUUCCCGGAGCAGAAAUACCGAAAACCCGGUUGUCCUUCCCGGGUCAGAAAUGAAUCCGGAAUCGCGUGCGCAUUUCGAAUCGGUUGCCAUGGCCGGAAUGUCAGAAGCUACACAGCGGCACGAGGACCGUAAUUUCGAUAUAUUUGAUUGGUAUCCUCGUUACCAGAGUUGCCAGAGAUAUUUUCUUGAUCGCGCUCAGCACAGCGUUCCCGUUCAGGCUCUGUCCUCAUUUCUGAAUAUACUUCUUCCGUUUCAAAGACAACCAAACCCGGUGUUCAAUUCUGCAGCAGAUGCAGCUCAGUGUCGGCCCCAGUCGCCAGGCCCUGUUACGCCCACUUCUGUACCGCCAAGUGUGUCCCUGGUCCCUUACAUUCGUCGUUUAGUCGCGACUGGAAUGGACUACCCAGGCGUCCUACAUGGAUUCUUUGGCGACGAUUGGGUGACUGGAAUCGGACCUUUACAUGAACAGGAGCGUCGAAACUAUCUUUUUGCUGCCAAAAGCGGCGGAUGGGCAGCUGUUAAACGCGAUUAUGAUAUCCAGCCGCUUGAAACCAUUCCAUUCCUACGGCCGCUCCAGAGUCCUGUUGACUCUGAGAUUGAGGCCGCAGAAAGGGGCUGGAGUGAGUGGCUUGCAAUGGAAGAUUGGAUGGUUGGACCCCGUGCGCCUGAUGCGUUUAACGAGUCUUCACCAUCGUCACGGUCACGAAGUGCCUGA
Molecule: messenger RNA, 825 nt
Organism: Coccidioides posadasii C735 delta SOWgp
Lineage: Eukaryota; Fungi; Ascomycota; Eurotiomycetes; Onygenales; Onygenaceae
Source: RefSeq, a predicted model, not a curated record